ACGUCGUCAGCAGGGGGCGGGCCGUGGGGCGCGGCACGGUACGGUCGCGCUGGGGGCUGGGCCGGGGGCGAGGGCUGGCUGGCGGAUACGGUGUGUUUUAUUUCUCCAUGUUGUCACGGUGCGCUAAUGAUCUAGACUGUAUUUGUCACAAUGGCGAUGAUCGGCAAGAGUGGACUGGGUGUGUGCAGAAAACUUAAACAGUUCCAAGCACUUGUCAGCCUGGGCAGAAAUCUGUCAUCGACGUCGCCGAGAAGCUCUGCAAAGAUCUAUGAGCUGCGGACCUACACACUCCAGGCAGCACACUUCCGGGAUUAUCUAGAACUGACCAAGGAGAAAUUCCAUCUGCGUACGUCUGUCUCCAAGCUGUAUGGGUAUUGGGUGACUGAGCUGGGAGGCCUCAACGAAGUCAAGCACAUCUGGGAGUAUGAUAACUUUGCCCACCGGACCGGAGUCAGGCAGAAACUUGCCGCAGACCAAUCGUGGAUGGAGUCCUACUUUAGUCGGAUCGCACCCCACCUGGUCCACCAGGAGAAUGCAGUCUUGGUGCCGUCUCCUCUGAAACAAGUGGAAGAAUCCCCAGUCGCGGAGGGAGGUGUGUAUGAGUUGUGCCAGUAUGAGGCAAAACCAGGCAGUGAGGGCGUCGUCAUGCAAGAAAUCUCCAAGAAGGCCGAGCUGAUCCAACAGGCUGGCGGAGGGAAACUGAUGGGGCUGUUCUCCACAGACAUCGGCCACAACAACAGUGUGUACCAUCUGUGGAACUAUGAGAGCUUGGACAAAAGACGAGAGAUAAAUGAUGCGCUCCCUGAUUCGGCAAAAGAUAACUCCAAGAUUCUUAAAGACGUUGUGACUAGCAUGUCCAACAAGGUGAUGCUGCCAUGGCCAGUCUCACCCCUGAAGUAGACUUGUCUCCCUCCAUUGGCAGUCCUGUGCCCAACAGUCAUGAGCUCGUUCCUAAAUUUUCUUGGGUAAUUGGGUUUCUUUUUUAUGUUUGUUUUAAAAGAAAUGUGUAGGCAUAGUAAAGGUCAUUUUUCUUGGUUGAGAGUUAAUAUUUGUUGUUCUGAAUGUCAUGGUAAUAUCUAAGAUUGUAUUAAUUUUUGAAAUCAUAUACCACUUGUUUCUAUAGCCUGCUGAAAUAAAAACAAGUGUGACAAAAUUUUGAGCAGCUUUCCAUAUACAAGUAAUUAAGAUGUUUGAAUUCCUUUGAUUUGUCGGUUAGUUAGUAACAGACUGUUUGCAAUUAUUUGAACCGCAGCUGUAAGUCCAUGCAUCGUGAUUGUAAGUAAAUUGCAAUACUGUAUCCAUUAUGUGCCAUAAUUUUGAUAAAAGCCAUAAAUAUUGAAAUAUGAAAGUUUGAAUGUAUUUUUCUAAGUUUAAUUUCGUUUUUUUACACAGAUGGAUUUUUUUAAAUUUUUUAUUAUUAUUAUAAUUAUUAUUUUAUUAAAAACCACAAAUCGUGACCCAAAGGUCAAAUUGCAUGUGAUCAUAACAAUUAAAACUUUAAAAUAUAAAUUGAGAGUACAUGUACAUUAAAAAACUGUAACAAAAAAUAUAAAUAAAAGAGUAAAGAAAUACUCAUUCACAAAACUCAUACAAACCGAAGACACAGACAUGAUUAAGUUAAAUACCAUCACUCCCCCCCCCCACAGGUGAAUUCCAUCUGGAAUUAUCUAUAUUUUUCAAAUAAAACUUUUCUGUGGUACUCCAAUUUCAAUGAUAAAGAACUGGGAAAUAAAAGUUUUGUCAAUCAAAUCAUGACUUGUGUGCUUGAAGGUAUAUACCAUGCACUUUUGAAACUGCGAUUACUUCUGCAGCACUACAUUUAAUACAUUCACUAAAUGUUAUAGAUUUGAGCAAUAGAUGCUCAAAUAAGCCGGUGCCAAUUUCAUGGUACGGGUGCUGCUUAUACAGCUUGUCCCACAAGAACGAACAGUCGAAAAUCAACUAAUAAAGAUAUAUUGCAUGUGAGUUUUGGAAAAUUUUCAAAUUACCUCUUGAAGUCAGAUAACCAAUCUAUCAUACAAACUUUAUUUCAUUCAAAUCGAUGCAUUGGAACAAACGCUAUGCUUCAUCGAACUUAAGGGUUGAAAAUCGUCUUAAGCCACUUUCCUUGAAAGUGAGAAAGCGCAGUUAGAGAAACACACAAAGGAUUUAUUUCCUUUGUUCAAGAGUAAAGUGUGACUUAUUCUACUGGCUUCGAUCUGUAAACUUGAUUAAUAAAAAAGCUGUAUCUUUUGAACAAAACUUCCCAAUGAAAUCAACUAAUAAGCAUUUGGAAGACUAAUUAUUCUCAGCAAUACAUAGGCCUAAGACACGAUUUUGAAUACUACCCCCACUUUUAGUUUUCGAUAGAGCAGGCAAAGCACAUUUUGUACCACCCCGCCUUCCGCUCCCUUUACUUUUCCAGUACAUUCUCGAUUUGGUGUGUUUUUUAGGGUGGGCAGGGGGACAUUUUGCCCACCCCUCCUAAUUAAUUAACGAAAAAUGUAUUGUAGAACCUCUUUUUAUGUUGGGGGCGGAGCUAGCACUCGCCCCCCCCCCUUCCUUUUGACAUCCAUGCUUCAGUUGCAAUUGAAUGUACUCAGGCAAGCAAGAGUGAUUCUGAGAUCUUUAAUUUUAAUCUAAACUGGGAAAAUUAACUUGGUGACAAGUGUAUUGUAAGUAAACUGUGUUAUUUCCUGCAAAACUAUGAAUUUUGAAGUAGAACUGAAAAGUGACACUUUUGACCAAACUGACAAGAUUUGCACUUGGUAACAAGUGUAUUCUAUUUUCCUAGGGUAUUCCCAAUGAAACUACGGAAGAACUUAUUAGUUACCCAGAUGGUCACGAAAUGCUAUUUUAGGCACUUUUUGGGACCCUGUCUCACGGCCGAUGUAAGGUUUUUUGUGUGGGACAACCAGUAGUGUUUGCAAAGUUUUUAACCACAAGUUUCAGUCAUGGCAUCAUGAUCGUCAGUUAUUCUGUAUCCAUUGUGUGCCAUGAUUUGAUGAAAGCCAUAAAUACUUAACUAUGAAAUUUUGAAUGUAUUUUUCUAGGCUUAAUUUCGUUUUUACACGGAUGGAUUUUAUCUAUAUUUUUAUAUUAAAAAAAUUCUGUGGUACUCCAAUUCUGAUGAUAAAGGACUGCAAUAAAAGUUUGUCAGUAAA
Patiria miniata (bat star) is the source of this 3143-nucleotide messenger RNA. RefSeq names its product protein NipSnap homolog 3A-like. The transcript has 6 exons. NCBI's taxonomy places the organism in Eukaryota, Metazoa, Echinodermata, Asteroidea, Valvatida, Asterinidae. Bases 151 to 900 code for a protein of 249 amino acids. Gene Ontology annotation, cellular component: mitochondrion. The record is from RefSeq and is a predicted model, not a curated record.